AGGCAUUUGCAUCUUACUGUAGCAGUAGUUAAAAAGAAGAAUCACACUGCUAAGAAAAUGGCCAGUGAUAUGAAAUGUGGUAGUUUUGCGCUUUCUAUGUUUUCUGAAAUUAUCGACCUCUUUCUGGAUUGGGAUUUUUUCUACGAAGUCAACAAAUCAUCUGUUGUUGAAAAUAAUGUAAAGAGCGCAAUUCAAGGUUUUGCUAUUUUGGGAACAGUUUUGUUUGUUUUUACAUUCAUAAGCCAGUCGUGUGAUGCAUGCAGCGAUGAUGAAGAAGAAAAUCCAUGUACACCGACGCUUUCGUUAGUUUCGACUGCACUUGAAGAUUUCCCGCAAAUAAUUUUAGCAAUUAUAGUUGCUAUGCACACUUCUGAACUUAUUUCAUGGAUUCAGAUUUCAAAGGCACUGUAUGGAAUUAUUGAGCCUGCAAUACGAAUAACUGUAAUUUUAGAAGAAAGGGAGAAUAGCAGACAGAACUUUAGAGAGUCCCCAUAUCUGUGUGCUAAACACUGUGAUAUGUGCAUAAGCGGAAUAAUUCUGAUGUGUUCCAUUGCACUGCUUUUUGAACUUGCAUUUGACUUUUUCCAUUAAAGCGACGGAUC
Messenger RNA from Saccostrea echinata, 602 nucleotides. RefSeq lists its product as uncharacterized. NCBI's taxonomy places the organism in Eukaryota, Metazoa, Mollusca, Bivalvia, Ostreida, Ostreidae. The transcript is spliced from 2 exons. Bases 58 to 591 code for a protein of 177 amino acids. The record is from RefSeq and is a predicted model, not a curated record.